AUGUAUCUGAAAAGUAUGGAAGAACUUCAACAAGACCAAGAGUUGCUAAGAUCAGAGGUCAACCAAUUGAAAAGCCAGAUGAAUCAGAUUAUGGAAACCCUGCAAGUCUUGUUGAAGAGAGAAUGCAACUUUCCUCCGAUUAUUACAAAGCAAGUGGAUACUCAUUUAGCCUUCUCCGUUGCUACUUCAAAUCAAGGGCAACCAUCUGUUAUGUCAUGUGAUUCAUAUUUUGGAGUAGAGAAGGAAACACCUGUUUGCUUUCCUCAAUCAGUGCUUCGUAGGACUCUGCAUCAACGUCCAUUGUCUUGUUUAGGAAAACUUAAUGAUGGGCGUAGUGUUGCGGUGAAGAAGUUACUUGAGAAAAACAAUUACAAAAGAGUUGAGCAAUUCAAGAAUGAAGUUGAAAUCAUGGCAUCAUUAGUCCAUGAAAAUCUUGUGUCUCUAUAUGGAUGCACUUCACUUCACAGUCCCGAGCUUCUACUUGUCUAUGAGUAUGUUUCUAAUGGAACCGUUGCUGAUCCUCUCCGUGGUAAAGAAGCAAAACAUGGAAAACUUACUUGGCCUAUUAGAAUGAAUAUUGCUGUGGAGACAGCAAAGGCGUUGGAGUAUAUUCAUACAUCUAAAAUCAUUCACAGAGAUAUUAAAACAAAUAAUAUUCUCCUUGACACUCAUUUUCGUGUGAAGGUAGCCGAUUUUGGACUCUCGCGCCUUUUUCAAGUCGAUAAAACUCAUGUUUCAACGGCUCCACGAGGGACUCUGGGUUAUUUGGAUCCUGAAUACCAGCAAUGCUCUCAACUUACCGUUAAAAGUGAUGUGUAUAGCUUUGGUGUUGUGAUGAUUGAGUUGAUAUCGUCUUUGCGUGCCGUUGAUAAUAUAACAAGUGAUGGGCAUGAAUUUGAUUUGGCUUGCAUGGCUCUAACCAAAAUUCAAAACCAAGCAUUGCAUGAAAUUGUGGAUCCUACACUCGGUUUUGAAUCGGAUUCUAAAGUAAAGAACAUGAUCAUUGCCAUGGGCGACUUAGCAUCUCAAUGUUUGCAAAGUUCGAAAAAUUCGAGACCUACCAUGGAUGAAGUGUUGGAAAGUUUAGAGGAGAUUCAAAAAGAUGGUAAGCUUAAAAGCCAACCCGAGGUAAUGGGCAUUUCGAAUUUAUCUGAUGAGGCUUCCACCUCCACUAUCACCUGAGUCGAAUGUUAGGAGCAGUUAAACAACUCCGAAUACUAGUGGAUAAAUCGGUUCGAUUUGAUAUGUUCUUCAUGGUUUUCCACAUACUUUAUUUAUUUAAACUAAUUUCAUAUAUUAAACAUAAAAGAAAGCAGAUCUAGACAUUUAGUGUAG
Vicia villosa (hairy vetch) is the source of this 1335-nucleotide messenger RNA. RefSeq names its product LEAF RUST 10 DISEASE-RESISTANCE LOCUS RECEPTOR-LIKE PROTEIN KINASE-like 1.3. The transcript has a single exon. Lineage: Eukaryota; Viridiplantae; Streptophyta; Magnoliopsida; Fabales; Fabaceae. The record is from RefSeq and is a predicted model, not a curated record. Gene Ontology annotation, molecular function: protein kinase activity; ATP binding. The coding region runs from base 1 to 1182 and encodes 393 amino acids. Gene Ontology annotation, biological process: protein phosphorylation.